Molecule: messenger RNA, 596 nt
Organism: Rubroshorea leprosula
Lineage: Eukaryota; Viridiplantae; Streptophyta; Magnoliopsida; Malvales; Dipterocarpaceae
Source: the annotation of a GenBank genome assembly
CAAAUAUGGGUAGGGACGGAUCCACCCCUCAAAAAAAAGCAGGGACAAAUGACACCCCAAAAGUAUCGAUCUUCCCAAAUCGAUCAUUAUCUAACGGGUGACGUCAUCACCGUCACGAUCUCCGUUUAGCCCGUGCCAGCGUGUCAUUUUUUUACACGCUGGAUGCUGAUGUGUACCAAUUCCGUCACGAUCUCCAAAUCCCUGAACACUAACAUGGGGUUCCCAAUUUGCAGUUAGGUCCCCGCCCAAGUCCAAAUCCCUAACCCUGUAAUUCAUUUCACCUGCUCCGAUCAUCUUCUGUACUGCCAAAUUUUAAAAAUGGAGGAAUUAGUUGCCGUGAUUCUGUCUAUGCUUCUUGUUGUUGCUUUGAUUCCGUUGUAUCUAUGGAAACGCCGGCAGGAUUCGGGAUCACCUCAGGAACACGAAGAAGACCGUCAGGUUCCAAUGAGGGAAGCUGUGGUUGGCGCCAUUGGUGCUCGUAGGAUGCGUAGGAGACCAGCCGCUGGAGCUAGCACAUCAUCAGCUGCAGCUGCAGCUUCAAGCACUGCAGGUGCUAUACCAUAACCCUUGACCCAUAAUCAAAUGCGCAGAUCCAA